GCGGCGGGGCGCGGCAUGGCGGGCGAGGACGCGGCCGGGCCCGAGCCGGGUCCCGCGGGGGGCGCGGCCCCCGCCCCGUCCCCGCCGGGCGAGGACGGCGACACCCGACAGCGCUACGAGGAGCUCUGCAGGAGCCUCAACAUGGACGAGCGCGCCCGCGCAGAGGCCUGGCUCAGCUACCAGAGCAUGAGGCGCAACUACACCCUGGAGGGAAACGACAUGCAUUGGCUGGCCUGUGCCUUGUAUGUGGCUUGCAGGAAAGCAAUUCCAACUGUGAGCAGAGGGACAGCUGAGGGAAAUUAUGUGUCUUUAACCAGAAUCUUGCGCUGUUCAGAGCAAAGCUUGAUCGAGUUUUUUAACAAGAUGAAGAAGUGGGAAGACAUGGCAAAUCUACCGUCCCAGUUCAGAGAACGAACUGAGAGAUUAGAGAGAAACUUUACAGUUUCUGCAGUCAUUUUUAAGAAGUAUGAGCCCAUUUUUCAGGAUAUUUUCAGGUAUCCUCAAGAAGAUCAACCUCGCCAACAGAGAGGAAGAAAACAGAGACGCCAGCCGUGUACUGUGACUGAAGUUUUCCAGUUUUGUUGGGUGCUGUUUGUUCAUGCAAAAGGAAAUUUUCCUAUGAUCAGUGAUGACUUGGUGAAUUCCUACCAUCUCCUGUUAUGUGCUUUGGAUCUUGUGUAUGGAAAUGCUCUCCAGUGUCCUAACCGUAAAGAACUUCUGAAUCCUAAUUUUAAGGGCCUACCUGAAGACUUUCAUAGUAAGGAUUAUAAAGUAUCAUCUGACCCUCCCUGCAUCAUUGAAAAACUGUGUUCAUUACAUUAUGGAUUAGUUUUAGAAGCAAAAGGUAUCAAGGAACAUUUUUGGAAGCCAUAUAUUCGGAAACUUUUUGACAAAAAGCUUUUAAAAGGAAAAGAUGAAAAUCUGACUGGAUUUCUAGAUCCUGGAAACUUUGGAGAUAGUGUCAAAGCCAUCAACAAGGCCUAUGAGGAGUAUGUGUUGUCAGUGGGAAACCUUGACGAGCGAAUAUUUCUUGGUGAGGAUGCAGAUGAAGAAAUUGGAACCCUCACAAGGUGCUUAAACACAACUUCAGGAAUGGAAACAGCUGAAAGAGUACAAGUGAAGCAUAAUUUGCAGCAGCAUUUUGACAGGUCCAAAUCACUCAGGAUUACAACCCCACUCACUGGCCGCAAGUAUGUUAAAGAGAGCAACCCAUAUGUGACACCUGUUUCCAUGGCAACAUACAGUUUGAGCCGCCUUCACACCAUGCUGGCAGGACUGAAAAAUGCCCCCAGUGAAAAUCUGGAGCAAAUACUCAAGUCAUGUUCCAGAGAUCCUUCUCAAUCUAUUGCAAACAGAAUAAAAGAAAUGCAUGAAGUGUACUGUCAGAGCACACAGUCUGAAGGAGAAUUCAGUAAUUUUUCCAAAGAUGUUGCCAGUAAACAUUUCCGUCGUGCUGAGAUGCUCUACUACAAGGUCUUGGAGUCGGUCAUUGAGGAGGAGAGGAGGACUCGACUGGGGGACACUGACUUAUCUGCAAUACUGGAGCAAGACGUGUUUCACAGGUCUCUGCUGGCCUGUUGCCUUGAGAUCAUCACCUUUACAUAUAACCCACCUGGAAACUUCCCGUUCAUCACCGAAAUAUUUGACAUUCCAGUUUAUCAUUUUUAUAAGGUAAUAGAGGUUUUCAUUAGAGCAGAGGAUGGCCUUUGUCGGGAAGUAGUAAAACACCUGAAUCAUAUUGAAGAACAGAUCCUUGAAAGUAUGGCAUGGAAACGGGAAUCCAUAUUGUGGGACAGAAUCAGAGACAAUGAAAACAAAGUUCCUAGUUGUGAAGAGGUAAUGCCACCUCAGUACUUUGAGAAAUCUGCUGGGAACAGUGUUGUGGGUUCCCCGUUGACACCAAGACGAAUAAAUGAGGUUCGUGCUGAAAGUGGAGGACUAGGAAGAGGCCUUUCCUCACCUCCAGCCACCCUGUAUGACAGAUACAGUUCUCCCACAGCCAAUCCUACGAGGCGACGCCUGUUUGCUGAUAACGAGACCCCCUCUGACAGUGGGACCCCAGUGAGAGUUUCCCAGCAGCCCGUGGUGAACACGGUGCCCGUGCAGAACAUGAAUCCCGAAGCCAUGUCGGUGACUCCGGUGCCUGGCCAGACCCUGGUCACCGUGGCAACUGCCACCGUGACAGCCAACAACGGGCAGACCGUCACCAUCCCAGUACAAGGUAUUGCCAAUGAAAAUGGAGGAAUAACUUUCUUCCCAGUCCAAGUAAAUGUAGGUGCCCAGCCCCAAGCUGUCUCUGGCCCCAUUCAGCCUCUGAGUGCCCAGGCUCUCGCUGGUACCCUGAACACCCAGAUGACUGGGGCAGCACUGCAGUUGCCAGGCCAGUUGACUGUUCAGCAGAUCUCCCCUGGAGAGCAGAGACAGACCCAGCAGUUCACUGCCACGUCCAUCAAGCCUCGGAAGACGGGCUCACUGUCACUCUUCUUCAGAAAGGUGUAUCAUUUAGCCAGCGUUCGUCUGAGGGAUCUCUGCGUCAAACUCGAUGUGUCUGAUGAGCUGCGGCAAAAGAUCUGGACAUGCUUUGAGUAUUCCUUGGUGCACUGCCCAGAAAUCAUGAUGGACAGACACUUGGAUCAGCUGCUGAUGUGUGCCAUCUAUGUCAUGACUAAGGUCACUAAUGAAGACAGAUCAUUUCAGAACAUCAUGCGCUGCUAUCGGACACAACCUCAAGCCAAGAGCCACGUCUAUCGGAGCGUCCUGAUCAAAGGCAGGCGCCGCCGCCGCUCCGGCAGCAGCGACAGCAGCAGCCAGCAGAACUCACCCACAGACAGGAGCAAGGAGAGGAACAAGGAAAGAAGCAGCCGGGACUCCAGCCCGGUGAUGCGCUCCAGCAGCACCCUGCCCGUGCCGCACCCCGGCAGCGCCCCCCCCACGCCCACCCGCCUCACCGGUGCCAACAGCGACACCGAGGAGGAGGAGCGGGGGGACCUCAUCCAGUUCUACAACAACGUCUACAUCGAGCAGAUCAAAGACUUUGCCUUGAAGUACACUUCAAAUGCAACGGACUCUCCUCCGCUCUCGCCGUACCCGUUCGUGCGGCUCAGCUCCCCUCGCCGGGUGCAGCUGUCCCAGAACCACCCCGUGUACAUCUCACCACACAGAAACGAGGCUGCUCUUUCUUCCCAAGAGAGGAUAUUCUACUACUUCAGCAGCAGCCCCUCGAAGAGACUAAAGGAGAUUAACAGCAUGGUUCGAACUGGAGAAACACCCACCAAGAAGAGAGGCAUUCUCUUAGAGGAUGGCACUGAAGCCCCAGCCAAGCGCAUCUGUCAGGAGAAUCACACGGCCCUGCUGAGGCGGCUCCAAGAUGUAGCCAACGACAGAGGGUCUCACUGAGCCCACACAGGUUUUCCCUUCCUGCUGCUCCCAGAGCUGGGCUGCUCAGCCCACACAUGGACCCACUGAGCCCUUGCAAGUGUCUUCAGCCAGACUGUGCUCAGCCCCCUCCCUGCCCCGGCCACCGCCCACUGCUGCCUGACUGCACUGGGUCCUCAGACCCUGACCCCACCCCCAGUCAAGCUCCUCACAAGGCAAGUGACCCAUCUCCAGCCUCCCAAAAGCAGCUGAAGAGCUUUUUCUUGCUUGGAGAACACACCCCUAACACAGCUGUGUACCUUGCACCAGGUCUUUCCUUCCCUUUGCGCUAACCAGUCCCCUCACACUGUGUUCAUCACCACUGUCAGCCAUGGACAGGCACCUGGAGGUGCAGACACAGGAGCCACCACACCAAGAUACCCAGAGCAGUGUCUUGGUUCCUGCAAGAACUACCGACAACCUCCUAGCAAAAUCCAGUUCUGCUGGGAAAGGGAUGAUGGGAAUAAUUGUUUUGAGGCCUAAAGGAAGUUGUCUGAAUGGAUCCUGUCCAUAUUCUGGACGUUCAUGUGCCCCUGAAAACUACCAUGUCUGUGGCCCCUUGCUGUACAAAGGAGGGGAUUGUGUGGGUGCAUUGGUUUGAGCUGUGCAAUGUUGGAGAGUGAACUGAUGUUCCCAAGGUGGCACUUUUGAUGGGGCUGUGAAGCAUGAUUUUUAAGGCAGGUGAGUUUUGCUGUAUAUUUGCAAUGGCACUUUCUAAAUGUGAAUAUUUUUUGCAAAGGCUGACUUCAGCUGUCUUUCUGUAUUGAACCAAGUUGACUUUUGUAUUUAUUUCAAUCUGACAUGCCAUUGCUCCUCUUGUCAGCAAAUGGCAUGAAGAAUUCAUUGUAACUCAAUGUAUGUGCAGCAGUGAAUGCAGGAAGCCAAGGAUGUGUGCUUUUUUUGAGGAAUUUUAUAUGCUCAUUGCUUUUCAUGAGUCAGGCACUGCCCCCCCCUCUCUUACUCAACAGCAGGAUCAUGCUGUCCAUCUCUUAAAAUGUAUACUUACUUUGUUUUUAAAGGACAGGGUUGGGGGUUUGGUUUUGUGUUGUUUUUUUUUAAAUGGACUAAACCAGGCUGCCUAGGAGAAUCUCUCCCCCCCUGAGGAUGAGCAAGGGGUGCACAUAUUAGACUUACUACUUGUUUUCAUGUAAAAUAGUUCCCAAAUACCAGGCUGCUUAGGAGAGCAUCAAAUGACUCUCACUGUACAAUGUGCCAGGCCACUGCUGGGGAGGGGGUGUUCUCCAUGUAAAACGUGGCACAGGCAUGUUCCAGAAGGUUUUCUAAGGAAGCAAAAACUAAACCCUCCAUUUUCAGUCAUUCCUGCCCUUCUGAGUAAUAGGAAAAUUUGAGACUUAAUUCCACUGUAAAUUCAAUUAAAGUAAAAUAAAAGGAUCUUUUGUUCUUACCUGCGUAAUAAAAGGUUGAAGUCCAGAAGUCAUGUAGAUGUUUCUGUAAAAAUAUUUAUGGAAGUGUCAGACAGUUCUUGUUAUUCUGUACCAUUUACUUCACUUUGUAUGAAAAUAUUGCAAUUGUAUUUUUCAAUAAAGAAUUUAUAAACUCA
Molecule: messenger RNA, 4975 nt
Organism: Pseudopipra pipra
Lineage: Eukaryota; Metazoa; Chordata; Aves; Passeriformes; Pipridae
Gene: RBL2
Product: RB transcriptional corepressor like 2
Exons: 22
Coding region: 16-3396 (1126 amino acids)
Biological process (GO): negative regulation of G1/S transition of mitotic cell cycle; regulation of transcription by RNA polymerase II; cell differentiation
Cellular component (GO): nucleus; transcription regulator complex; chromatin
Molecular function (GO): RNA polymerase II transcription regulatory region sequence-specific DNA binding
Source: RefSeq, a predicted model, not a curated record